AUGCCCUCGGCAUCCAAGAGCAAGGGAAAGGGUCGCGAUCCUCGCCAGUCGCGCAGUCGCAACACCACCCCAUCUACCUCCGUUAGCAUGUCCACCACAUCCGCACCAGCUCCUCCAGCGCGGAAAUACCUCGAAAAUGAUGUCUCGAAUCUUAUUGGAAUUGCACAAGAACAAUAUGCUAAUGUUCUGGACCUUGUUGGCGGGCCCAACAUUCCAGAAUCAAGAACACUCGAGAGUCUCGUCGAACACUUGAAGAACCUAAGUGAUAUGGCUGAUGCUCGCGGCGAAGUUUGCAAUGCCGGGAUGCGCGAAAUGUCACAGAAGAGAAAAAAUGUGCUGGAAGAUCAAGACCUCGACCGCGAGAAUGGCGAGCGUAAAAAAUUGAAACGAGAAACCGAGGACGACGACGAUCCGGUGCACAAGGGCAAGCUCAAAAAGCGCAAAGAGCGAUCAAGCGCAAAGGAAGAAAGGCCACUGAGCCACGGUGCCCACGGCGUGGCUCGGCAAGAUGGCGCCGAAACCAGAGUUGAAGGAGCGAUUUCGCCAUUGUCUAAGCAUGCCAAAAAACAAGGCUCCGCGGACAGUUCCUCCCUAUCACCUCCAGCCAUGCUUUCGCCCAAUGGCGCAGCGACCGGGGCCAACGAUGCCGCAGAUGCUGGAUCCGACUCAGAUUCUAGUGACGAUUCUCACCAACCCGAGCCCCAGCCAGCAAUUCCCCAGAUCCAGGUGUUUGGAGACAACCCGCUCAAAUUCGAUGAUCCGACCGUGUACCAUAUUCGCGAUGUGACACCGGACAUGGGAGAUGAUGAGAAGAAAGAGAUCUACAGCGUUGCCAGCUUUCCCAAGAGCGACCUUGCUCACAUGUUGGCUGGAGUUCCACCAGACAAGGACUUCAGCAACGCUAAGCCAUCCAACCAAGUCAGCGCGAAUACCUUCCUCACAUGGGUAGAGCCAUAUGUACGAGCUCUGACAGAGGAGGACAUUGCAUGGUUGAAAGAACGAGGUGACCGGAUGGGUCCAUUCAUCAUACCACGCCGUGGAAAGAAGAACUAUCGUCAGAUCUGGGCUGAGGAGGAUGGGGUCACGUACGACCCGAAUUCAGACGAUAAAGAUCAGCUCCCUUUAAAUCAGGGUCGCGGAAAUAUCGACCAGCUGACGGAUGACAAGACCGACACUAAUGAGGUAUCUGUUGGGCCACUUCUCAGCCGCUUGAUCUCCUUAUUACGCUACGAGCACCGCACCCUGCCGGAAGAGAGCAACAACUCCAUCAAUGGUGACGUGCCCGCUUCCGAGGGCUUGAACGGCGACGCGAUGGAAUUUGACCAACCUACUGGAAACACGGACAACAGAUCCUCUUCAGAGAGCAAGCCUUUACCCGCGGCGACCACUUUUCGAGACUCGUCCCCGACUGGCUUCAAACAAUCCGUUGCGAAACUGGAUCACGCUCAGCUCGAUGAGCGUGCCAAAGCCGAGCUGCGGUAUAUUGGCUUCCUUGGCGCCGACGACAAUCCUGAAUACGACGCACACUAUGACGAUGAGGUAGCCGAGCGUCUCCGUCUUUUGCAAAACGAGCUCAAGAAGCAGGUAGUCACAAACAAUGCCAGAAAGGCACGUGUAUUGAAAAUCGCGCAAGAGCACAUGGCUCUUCUCGAAUUCUCUACCAUCCAGGACGACUUGGACUCUCAGGUCCAGCAGGCCUAUCUCAAGCGUACACGCACCAUGGGCAAGAGCAAGAAGGGUUCACAGGGCAAGAACCGUCCUGGCGCCGGCGGUGCCGCUGCUGGGGUCUCACGCCCGGCUGUUGGCGAUGCUGCCAAAAUUGUUAUGGACCGAAGGAAGCGCUGGAACGAGGCAUUCCUUCCCAUCUUCGAAGAUAUCAAAACCACAAUCCCGUCCGCCGAUGAGAGUAUAUUCGAUGCGGAAAUCAUGGCUGAUUAUGAAAAGGCUGAGCUUGAAGCAUGGGAGGACGACCAGUAA
This is a messenger RNA of Penicillium diatomitis, 1977 nucleotides long. Its product is annotated as histone acetyltransferase NGG1. The transcript has 3 exons. The record is from RefSeq and is a predicted model, not a curated record. Gene Ontology annotation, biological process: regulation of transcription by RNA polymerase II. Gene Ontology annotation, cellular component: SAGA complex. Bases 1 to 1977 code for a protein of 658 amino acids. Gene Ontology annotation, molecular function: transcription coactivator activity. NCBI's taxonomy places the organism in Eukaryota, Fungi, Ascomycota, Eurotiomycetes, Eurotiales, Aspergillaceae.